Molossus molossus (Pallas's mastiff bat) is the source of this 1780-nucleotide messenger RNA. It is a transcript of the gene POFUT2, whose product is annotated as protein O-fucosyltransferase 2. Bases 19 to 1308 code for a protein of 429 amino acids. The record is from RefSeq and is a predicted model, not a curated record. Gene Ontology annotation, biological process: protein O-linked glycosylation via fucose. NCBI's taxonomy places the organism in Eukaryota, Metazoa, Chordata, Mammalia, Chiroptera, Molossidae. Gene Ontology annotation, molecular function: peptide-O-fucosyltransferase activity. The transcript has 9 exons.
GCGUGGCCGUCCGGGGCCAUGGCGGCGCUCGGCGUCGUCUACUUGCUGCUCGGGCUGGCGUCCUGGCGGUCAGCCUGGGCCUCGGGCGAGGAGUUCUGGCCCGGCCAGUCGGCGACUGACAUCCUGUCGGGGGCGGCGUCCCGCAGACGGUAUCUUCUAUAUGACGUCAACCCCCCAGAGGGUUUCAACCUCCGCAGGGAUGUCUACAUUCGCAUCGCCUCCCUCCUGAAGACCCUGCUGAAGACGGAGGAGUGGGUACUGGUAUUGCCCCCUUGGGGCCGCCUCUACCAUUGGCAGAGCCCUGACAUUCACCAGGUCCGGAUCCCGUGGUCUGACUUUUUUGAUCUUCCAAGUCUCAAUAGAAACAUCCCCGUCAUUGAAUAUGAGCAGUUCAUUGCAGAGUCCGGUGGGCCCUUCAUUGACCAGGUUUAUGUCCUGCAAAGUUAUGCAGAAGGGUGGAAAGAGGGGACCUGGGAAGAGAAGGUUGACGACCGGCCCUGCAUCGAUCCGCUGCUGUACUCACAGGACAAGCACGAGUACUACAGGGGAUGGUUCUGGGGUUAUGAAGAAACAAGGGGUUUAAACGUUUCCUGUCUGUCUGUUCAAGGAUCAGCUUCUGUCAUCGCGCCUGUGCUUUUAAGAAACACAUCAGCACGGUCCGUGAUGUUAGACAGAGCCGAGAACCUCCUUCAUGACCACUACGGAGGGAAGGAGUACUGGGAUACUCGGCGGAGCAUGGUGUUUGCCAAGCACCUGCGGGCUGUGGGUGAUGAAUUCAGAAGUAAAUAUCUUAAUUCCACGAACGAGGCCGACAGGAUCCCCUAUGAGGAGGACUGGACCAAGAUGAAGGUCAAGCUGGGCUCCUCGCUGGGGGGCCCAUACCUUGCCGUCCACCUGAGAAGGAAAGAUUUCAUCUGGGGCCACAGGGAGGACGUGCCCAGUCUGGACGGAGCUGUGAAGAAGAUACGCAGCCUCAUGAAGACCCACGGGCUGGACAGAGUGUUUGUGGCCACGGACGCCGUCAGAACGGAAUAUGAGGAGCUGAAAAAGCUGUUGCCCGAGAUGGUGAGGUUCGAGCCCACGUGGGAGGAGCUGGAGCUCUACAAAGACGGAGGCGUGGCCAUUAUCGAUCAGUGGGUCUGCUCCCAUGCCAGGUUCUUCAUCGGCACCUCCGUCUCCACGUUCUCUUUUCGGAUUCAUGAGGAAAGAGAGAUCCUGGGCUUGGACCCCAAGACUACGUAUAACCGAUUUUGUGGGGACCAGGAGAGAGUGUGCGAGCAGCCCACUCACUGGAAGAUCGCGUACUGAGCCGGCGCCCCGGAGGCCUGUGCCCGGCCCCGUUCCACACACGGUGGACUCUCGUGCUUCCCCUAACGACACAUGUCACCAUGGGGUCGCUCCUGCCCCAACGGCAGCUGGACAGACCAUCCUGUCUCGUGGUCUCAGGCCCAGAGGAGGCUGCACACGCAGGUACAGCCCGUGACCGCGUGGCCACGGCGUGUGCGCUGCCCCUGCAGCCGCGCCGUUCUCGGCGUCUCCAGCCGUCACCACCAUGAAAGCACUGCCACUUUCUGGGGACUCUGGUUGUGUUUUUUGUGAGAUUUGAAACCGAAUCUCAGCGGCCCAGCAAGACCCCCGGUGUGUUUCUUCAGCCUCGUCCUGGAGGCUCCCCAGCAAGUCGGCCCCGGGCGGGCGGGCAGCUCCCGGCGGGUGGGCCGAGCUCGCGGGCCCCUGGACCUGGUGCGAUCUGGGCCUGGGUCAGUCAGGGUAACUCCUGUGU